AUGGUUGAUGAUCAAGGUUUCAAAGAGAUGAUCAAGCAGUUCAACCCAGAUUACCAUGAUAACUACCUACCAGGCCGAUCCCACUUCACCAAAUUGAUGGAAAAGAAAUAUGAUGCUACCUUUGAGAAGGUAAAGCAGACCCUUGGUGGUGUCAAAGGUUUCUUCACCCUGACUGCUGAUGUCUGGACCAGUCGUGCAACAGAGGCCUACCUGGGUGUGUCUUGCCAUUUCCUGAGUGAAGAUUGGAAGAUGAAGAGCUUCAUCCUUGAUACCAUGCCUCUUGAGGAGAGGCAUACUGGUGCCAAUAUAGUGACGUGGAUGGAAGAGGUGCUAACAAAGUUUGACAUCUUGCCUGCCAAAAUAAAAGCAGUAGUACAUGACAGUGGUUCCAAUAUGGUGGCAGCAAUGCGACUGCUUGAAGAAAAACAUGGAUGGGCCUCUAUCCGCUGUGCUGGACACACACUCCAGCUCAUAGUCAAUACUGCUCUCAAAGAAACCACCAUCAGCAGAGCACUAGGUGCUGCUAGGCAGCUAGUGGAGCACUUUAAGAGAAGUGAGCUGGUUAGUACAAGACUAAAAAUGAAACAGGAGCAAAUGAAUGUGAAGAAAAAUACACUGAUCCAAGAUGUCGGUACAAGAUGGAAUAAUACAUUCCACAUGAUAGAGAGACUCCUCGAACAGCGCUGGCCUCUCACUGCCACUCUUUCAGAUCCCGAGGUAACGCCAAGGGGGAAACACUACCUCGACUUGAAGCCAGAGCAGUGGGUGCUGCUUGAAGAACUGAAGCAAGGUUUGGCACCUUUUGAGACUGCUACUGUUUACCUUAGUGGACAGCAGUACACAACUGUUUCAGGUCUUCCACAGGUGGUCAAAGGGCUGACACGGGCUGUACACCAAAGCCAACUGGAGACGAGCUCAGGAAAAUCUUUCAUUGCCAGUGCAGAAAAAGGCAUAACACAGAAAUGGGGGAGUAUAUGCACUUUCUCAGCAGACAAAGAAAACCCUGUUAUUCUCGCAGCUGCCUUGGACCCCAGAUACAGAAAGUUGAAGUUUUUGGCUCCUGAAGAUGUCAUCAGAGUGCAGGGGACUGUUGAAGUGCUUGCUGUCAAAGAAGCAAAUGCUGGGACACAUGAACAUGCAAAAGUGCAGACGGCCAAUGGUUCAGGUAGAAUUGAAAAGACUGCUCUGGACAACCUCCUUGAGUCUGACACAGACAGUCAGGGUGACAAUGAGAAAGCAGCAUCUAAGGAGGACCAAGAUGUCCAAGUUGUGAGAAGUGAAGUUCAGCUGUACUUUAAAGAAGCCACAGUUUCUAAAAAGGAUCAUCCUCUUAAAUGGUGGAGCGAAAAUGAGGGACGUUUCCCUACACUAUCAAAGCUAGCUAAAUCUUUUCUGUGCAUUCCUGCAACCUCCACCCCAUCGGAGUGGAUCUUCUCCACAGCAGGGAAUAUCUGCUCUCAAAAGAGAGCAAGCCUUUCUGCAGAACAUGUAGAAAAGCUAACUUUCCUGGCUAUGAACAAUAAUGUCGUGUAG
This is a messenger RNA of Oreochromis aureus, 1533 nucleotides long. Its product is annotated as E3 SUMO-protein ligase ZBED1-like. Gene Ontology annotation, molecular function: protein dimerization activity. The transcript has 2 exons. The record is from RefSeq and is a predicted model, not a curated record. Bases 1 to 1533 code for a protein of 510 amino acids. Lineage: Eukaryota; Metazoa; Chordata; Actinopteri; Cichliformes; Cichlidae.